Molecule: messenger RNA, 1569 nt
Organism: Moesziomyces antarcticus
Lineage: Eukaryota; Fungi; Basidiomycota; Ustilaginomycetes; Ustilaginales; Ustilaginaceae
Product: betaine-aldehyde dehydrogenase
Exons: 1
Coding region: 1-1569 (522 amino acids)
Molecular function (GO): oxidoreductase activity, acting on the aldehyde or oxo group of donors, NAD or NADP as acceptor
Source: RefSeq, a predicted model, not a curated record
AUGGCGUCUACAUCGCGCACACCCGCGCCCGAGCCGACGCUGUACAUCGACGGCAAGUGGACGCACGCCAAGGCGGGCCACACGCGCCCCAUCAUCAAUCCGUACGACAAUUCGACCAUCUGCGUGAUCGACGAGGCGGGCAGCGACGAUGCGCUCGCCGCCAUCCACUCUGCCGUCAACUUCUUCCGCACCUCGGACUGGCCGCAUCAGACGUGCACCGAGCGCACGCCGCUGCUGACGCGCGUCGCCGAGCUGCUGCAGCGCGACAAGGAGAUCCUCGCCGAGAUCGAAACAAAGGACACGGGCAAGACGCUCGAGGAGAGCCGCGUGGACGUCGACGACGUCACCAACGUCUUUCGCUUCUACGCGCAAGAGGCCAACAAGCUCGACACGCCCAAGCGCAUCGUGUCGGACGUCAUCCCCGACACGGUGGAGAGCACCACGAGCCACGUGCCCGUGGGCGUGUGCGUGCUGAUUGCGCCGUGGAACUAUCCGCUGCUGCAGAUCUGCUGGAAGGUGGCACCGGCACUCGCCACGGGCAAUGCGGUGAUCAUCAAGCCGAGCGAGGUGACGCCGCUGUCGACCGUGCACUUUGUCAAGCUGCUCGUCGAGGCGGGCGCGCCCGUGGGGUCGGUGCAGCUGCUCACGGCGGGGGGUGCGGGCGUGGGACCCACGCUGACCGAGCAUCCGGACGUCGACCUCGUCUCGUUCACCGGUGGACUGGAUACGGGGCGUCGCAUCAUUGCGUCGUGCGCGGGUACGGUGAAGCGGUGCACGGUGGAGCUGGGAGGUAAGAACCCGAACGUGGUGUUUGGCGACUGCGAUCUGGACUGGGCCAUCGACACGGUGGUCACGGCGGUGUUCCUGCACUCGGGCCAGGUGUGCUCGUCGGGCGCGCGGCUGAUCGUGGCAGAGUCGAUUGCCGACAAACUUGUGGCCGGGGUGGUGGAGCGGGCCAAGCGCAUCCAGAUGGGCAACGGUAUGGACCCCGCCAGCGAGACGGGACCGUUGGUGUCGGCGGCGCAUCUGGCCAAGGUAGAGGCGUAUGUGCAGCUGGGCGUGCAGGAGGGGGCCAAGCUGAUGUGUGGCGGAGCUAAGCCCGAUGCGAAGGCGCAUCCGGAGCUCGCCAAGGGCUUCUUCUUUUGUCCGACCGUGCUGGACCACUGCCAUCGCGACAUGCGCAUCGUGCAGGAGGAGACGUUCGGACCCAUCCUCACCGUCGAGCGUUUCCGCGAUGGCGACGAGGCCCACGCCAUCCGCCUCGCCAACGACACCAAGUACGGCCUCGCGGGCGGUGUGCAGUCGGCCAACGUCGAGCGUGCACGUCGUGUGGCAAAGCAGCUGCGCCAUGGCACUGUGUGGGUCAACACGUACGGAUCGUAUACCCCCGCAGCCGAGUGGGGCGGAUUCGGGAUGAGCGGCAACGGCCGCGAGCUGGGAAGCAAGGGCCUGGACGAGUACAUCGAGACCAAGCACCAGUGGGUCGAGACGAACCCGGCCAAGCCUGGCUGGUUCAAGGGCCAGGGCAAGGCGCUCCAGCCUGCACAGCCGCCCAAGGCCAAGUUGUAA